AUGAUGGAUAGAGGUAGAACCAAUGCAAGACGAAAUAACGAUGUGAUGAAUGCCUUGAGGGAAGGAAAUGUGAAAAAUGAUAAUCUAGAUGAUCAUCAAUUUUGGACUAAUAUUGAUAAUCAGUAUUUUUCGAAUUUUGAUCGAAGAUUAAUUUCAGCUUUUGAAGAUCAUAUAAAAUGCACAGAUUAUAUAUGUAACAAAAUAAAAAAGAAAAAAAUUAACAAAAAAUUAUUUCAAAGUAUUAACUGUUAUAAAAGUACAGUAAAAAUAAAAUUAAACGCAAAUGAGAAAAAUGGACUCACGAGUAUUUCGGAUUACCGUUCGCAUAAUAAACAUAGCCUUUUUAGAAAUAUAGAGCAGGAUAGAAAAUAUGAAAGCUGUAAUAAUAGUGGCGUUAACAACAGAGGAGUUAACAAUGGCGGCGACAAUAACAACAGUAAUAACAGUAACCUCCGUAACAGCAGCAAUAAUAAUGGCCAUAUUGGAAAUUUGUUGCAAGAUAUUAAAAAAAAUAUGAAAAAUGAUGAGACGUUGUUGGACGCAAGUAAUAAUAAAUAUAAUCCAAACGAAAUUGAUAGAAGAAUAAUUAACAGUGAGAAAAGUUCAGUAACAAUGGAUGAUAGAAAAAGUAUAAUAGAAUUUAUGCCAAUGGCAAAAAAUGAAUUAUUACUUAAUACAUUACAUCAUUUAAAUUUAAGAAAUGAACAUCCAGCAAAUUAUUCUUUUAAUGUUAAUAAAAAUUUAAAUUUUUUUCAUAUGAAUAAUAAAGAUGAAAAAUUAAGCCAAAGAAUCUAUCACCAGAUGUAUAAUAGUAACAGUAAUUAUAACAACAUUGAUAGUAAUGCGCUCGAAAGUAUGAAAAUUAGAAACAUCAGUAAUAUUGAAUAUAUAGAGUACAUGAAUAGAGGCUUUAACAAUGUUAGCGACCUUAGCCAUGUUAGUGGCUUUAAUAAUGUUAGUGGCUUCAAUAAUGUUAGCGGCUUUAAUAAUACUGGUGGCUUCAAUAAUGUUGGUGGCUUUAACACUGUUAAUAGAUUUAACAAUGUUGGCAAUAUUAACAAUUCUAGCGGUUUCAAUACUGUUGGCGGUUUUUAUAGCGCUAGGGGCUUCAGCAAUUCUAGAGGCUUUAACAAUUACAACCUCAACGAUUUUAACCACAUUAACAGCUUGAACAAUCCUUUUAUGAAUACUUGUGAUGACACAAAUAAUCUGAACAAUACUGGUAAUUUAAAAUACCCAAAUGUAUAUGUUAACAACAUAAUAAAUCGAAAUAAUACGAUCAGUCCACAUAUAAAUUUUAGUAAUAACAAUGUAUUAAAUAAUACUAUGAACAAGAAUAAUCUCAAAGGCAAUAAUGCUCUUGUUGAAUGUAAAAAAAAAAAGAAGAGUGAUGUAUCUAAUGAUGCAUCUUCAACUCGAAGUGGAGUAACAAAUGUUAUUGCCACCAUAAACGAGGGAAAAAUAAACAAAGCAAAGAAUAACAACGAUAUUAAAGAACACGGUGAAGAUAAACCUAUAAUGGAAUCGAACAAUUCAACUAAGUUGAAUGAGUCAAAAGGAGAAUUUAACGGUAAAUAUAUUAACGUUUGUAAUAUUACGUCCGGAACUAAUAAUAACAGUGUAGGCAAUACAAAUAUUAGUGCAGUUGGUAAUACCAUCAACUGCAACGUUGGCAGCAACGUCAGCGGUAAUGUUAGCGACAAUGUCAGCGGCAAAGAUUCUAGCGGAUGCAAAAAUGAAACAGGUGCUUUAGGAAACAAAUUAAACAGCACGAACAAACCCGGUAUCUUAGUUAACAAUUCAUUAAGUAGGGAUCCCUAUGCGUCUAUAAAUUGUAACGAGUUAGGAGAUUACAUGAAAAGUCAAGUUACUACUUAUAAUUCAAAUAAUUUUUGUGAAGCGGUCAAUAUCAGUUAUGACGUUAUGAAUAAUGGUAGUAAUAAUAUUGGUCUUUUUUCCAAUGCUGGCAAUUUUUGCAGUGUAGAUCAUUUUGGAAAUAUUGAUCAUGUUACUAAUUUUGGUAGUACCUCCAUCCCUAGUCGUAAUAGCUGUUUCAAUAACAUUACUAAUGGUAAUAACAUUAAUAAUAUUAAUAGUAGUAAUAAUACUAUUAGGAGCAAUAAUAUCUCCUUUAACAAAUCCAACCCGAACUUCAGUAGUAACAGUCACCCGCAUCUGAGCAAUGUUUCUGAUCGUAAGUUGAACAAACAGAUGAAUAUGUACCCUAGUGAGAUGAACGAUUUGAAUCAAACCAUAUUUUUUUCGCAAAAUGGGGAUUCCGAGGUGUACUUAGAUUGUAAGGGAAGCCCAAACAAAAGAAGUAGUAAUAGAAGUGGUAGAAGUAGGAGUAGAAGUAGCAAAAAUGACAACACCACUAACGGGAACAGCGUGAAUAACAAUCGCAGUAGCAGUGAUCGUAAUAGUAACGUUCGAAGUAGCAGAAUUCGUAGUGAUAUUGGUGGCUAUAUGUACAAAAAGGAAGAAGGGGAAGAUGGGGAAGACCUCCCCUAUAUAGUCGCUAAUAUGCAAAAUAGGAAAAAUAUUUUAAAUUUUGAAAAGUUUUGCAUGAACAACAACUUUAGCAAUGGAACAGUCCAUCCCUAUCAUCCAUUUUUUUCUUUUAACAACGUGAAUAAUAAAUAUGACCUUCAAAAUUAUAACCCACAAAAUUACCAUUUUCCUGGUAAUAAUAUUUAUAAUAAUAGUAAUAGUAAUAGUAAUAAUAAUAGUAAUAGUAAUAAUAAUAGUAAUAGUAAUAAUAAUAGUAAUAGUAAUAUUAACAGAAGUAGUAAUAGAAAUAAUAACACAAAUCAGAUGCACUUGAACAACGAAAUGGCAAAUUACAAAAAUGAAUUGUGGUAUAUUAAUAAACAUCUCAUGUUACAAAAUACACAGUUGUAUGGAAAGGACAUAUACAAUACUCAGGAUAUGAUAAAUAAUUAUGAAAACAUGUUGUUACAUGAUGACAUGAACAACAGUGAUGUUAAUAAUAAUUCGUCAUCUAACCCAAAAAACCAAAAUCCAUCUUCGAAAAAAAAGAAAGAGGGAAAGAUGAAAAAAAAUUUAGAAUAUGAUGAUAAUUAUAAAUGUCAUUUGGAUAAGUUUAAUUCAAGGGCAAACAGAAAUACUAAGCAAGAUAACGGUUUUUUUAACCCCUUUUUGAACAAAAAAUAUGAUGGUAUUGGUAAACUUCCCUAUAUACAGAAUAAACCUGUACCAAGUGGUUUUCAUAUUUCUAUUUAUAUUCCUAAGAAUUAUGAUUUUAAACCAAAGAUAGUAAACAACCAAGAUAAUAACCAUGUUAAGAGUAGUAUUAGAAGUAGUAGUUGUAGUAACAGUAGUAGUAAUAAUAACAAUAAUAUUUCAAGUGGCGGAAAUACAUAUGAAAACAAUAUGAGAUGCAAUGAUAAUAACACUUGUUAUAGCCAUAAUGAAAAUGUAACCCAUGAUAGCUGCUCUGAGGAAAGGGAACAAACAUUCAAUGAAGAAGACGAUAUGCAUGAAAAAGAAAUGUUAGCAAAACUGUUGACAGAAAUUACUUUUGGUGAUAAAAGAAAUAUUCUGAACCCUAAAAUGUCUACGGAGGAUAAAGAAAAGUGUUAUAAGGUAAUUUUAGAUGAACUCAAAAAUUACAAUUCGUUGCCAAUAAUUUUAGGCAAUAUUUUACCCUAUUGGAAAGAGCAAAAGAAUAAAAAUCUCCUGUACAAAGUAAGAAACUUGAAGCUGAGCAAUUCUAAAUCUAGAUAUAUACACAUAAAAAAUAUAAAUAAACAAUUAGCAUGCAAAAAGGUUAAGACCAAAAAGAAAAGUUUGAAUAUUCUUAAUGAGCAAAAUAGGAAACUAAGGAAAAAAAAAAAAAUAUUGCUCACUGAUGUUGAUUAUGUAGUACCAUCAAAACAAAAAGUACAAAAGAUAGAGGUAAUCGUAGAGGAGAAGAACAAUAAAACAGAUGAAGCACGUAAAGAGGAGGAACAAAUUGUAAAAGAAGUAGAUAAUCUAAAUAAAACCGAUGAUAAAUUUACGGGGGACAGUUAUGUCUUCAAUGUCAAUGGAAAUAGCUCAGAACUGACAGUUGCUGAAUCGAAAAAAGUGAAUAAUGAAAGGAAGGUAGAUGGACUUGCUAAUAAUUUGGGCAUUGGACACGUAAGGGAAGAACUGAACGAAGUGAAAAUGAAUGAAGUGGAAGAAGCGAAUGAAGUGGAAGAAGCGAAUGAAGCGAAAGAAGCGAAUGAAGCGAAAGAAGCGAAUGAAGCGAAAGAAGCGAAAGAAGGGAUAGAAGCGUUAGAAGCGACAGAAGUGAAAGAAACAAAAGAAGCGACAGAAGUGAAAGAAACGAAAGAGGUGAGAAGGUCAGAUUUUUUCAACUCAGAAAAAGACCAAAUGUUGCAGUUAGAGUUAAGUGAAGAAAUAAGAAUAGGAACACAACAACAAAAGAGCACACUUGGAAGUUCCCUAAAUGAUAGAACGAAUAAUCAAUUGGAUGAAAAAAGUAAUCAACAUCGUCCAAUGGACAUGUGUGAAAAGAACGUAUCUGCUUUGUACAUAGUGAAGGGGGAAGAAGUGCAUAAAGAUGAUACAAAAGGUAUGCAGAGUAGUGAAGGGGGGAGGAAAAAAGAUUUACAAAAAGAAGAAAAAUCUAUGAACAAUAUAGAUGAUAAUAAGAACAAAAAUCAAAUAUUCACUGAUGAAGCAAAGGACAUUGAUGGGAAGAAAAAACAUCUAAGUGUUUACAAAGAAAAUCAAAGAAAUGAGAAAUAUGACAAAAAAUUAUUUUUAAAAAAACAAAGUCAGUUUUAUAAAUUUCAUUACUUAAAGAAUUUUAAAUUUGCUAUUCCGAACAAAGCAACUAUCCCCUUUAAUAAUUCCAUUUUUUCCUUACAAAGAAAUCAAUAUAAAUCAAAUGUGUAUUUUGAGUUUAUACUGACAAAUAUUAACCUAGGUAGAUAUAGAAGGAAUAUUCUGAACGUAAAUUACAAUAGUUGUAACUCAAUUACGAAGAAUAGGACACAUAUGCAUUGUAUAAAUUUUAAUAAGUUAAAAAAUCAUAAGAGGAAAAAUGGUAAAAGGGAUAAUAAUGCAUUGAUAUCAGGUGAUAUGUCGUCUCCUGUACAUAAUCCAAUGCUUAGCCCUGUACAUAAUCCAAUGCUUAGCCCUGUACAUAAUCCAAUGCUUAGCCCUGUACAUAAUCCAAUGCUUAGCCCUGUGCAUAAUCCAAUGCUUAGCCCUGUGCAUAAUCCAAUGCUUAGCCCUGUACAUAAUCCAAUGCUUAGCCCUGUACAUAAUCCAAUGCUUAGCCCUGUACAUAAUCCAAUGCUUAGCCCUGUGCAUAAUCCAAUGCUUAACCCUGUACAUAAUCCAAUGCUUAACCCUGUACAUAAUCCAAUGCUUAACCCUGUACAUAAUCCAAUGCUUAACGCUGCACAUAAUCCAAUGAUUAGCCCUGUACAUAAUUCAUUGCUUAACCUUAUGCAUAAUCCUCUGCAUAACACUGUGCUUAAAGACAAGACGCACCAAUCACCAGAACAGAACAGCAGCAAUAAUAAUGAUAUGAAUGGAGAUGUAAUUAAGGAUAUAUCGAAUAUAGACUCUAUUGCAAUUGCUGUUGAAAAGGAAACUUCUGAAAAUUUUACAGAGGAUAGGAGCAGCAGUAAGAAUAUGAAUGAUUGUAAUGGUGUUGAUGAUGGUAAUACCACUAAUUUUGCUAAUGCCGCUAAUUCCCAUAACAGUGGUAAUAAUAAUAGUAGGAACCUUACCGUGUAUGUGCAGGGGAAGGAAAGCAAAACAAAUGUUGAUGACAAAAAGAAGCUGCUAAGUGUUGGAAGUAUAACGAAUACGGAUAAAGUAAAUAUUAAGAAUACAAAUAAUAUUAAGAAUAUUAAUAAAGAAAUAUGUGUUUUAUUUUCUCGUUAUGUACAUAAUAUAAAAGAACAAAAAAAAAUUAUAAGAAAAUUAUUAGAAAAUAUAAAGAGCGAAAAAAAGAAACCAUACCAAUAUUGGUAUUCUGUGGAAGAUAAGAUGAUUAACUUUUAUAUAAAUGAAUAUCUAAAGAACAAAUUAAAUACAAAACAUACAUAUACAUUAUCAAAACAAAUAAUAGACUUAUUAAAAAUACGAAUUCUAGUAAAUAAUAGUUCUCAUUUGCCUAAUAGUUGGACAGAAAAGGCUUUGUGUAAUAUUUGCAGUCAAGGAGAAGACUGGGAAGAUAAUCCAAUAGUAUUUUGUGACUGUUGUUACACACCUAUGCAUUCCUUUUGUACAGGCUCGAAAAACAUUAAAAACUAUAAUUUCGUAAGAAAAAUUUCAAGCAAAUCUGAAUUAAAUAACUCAGAAGAGGCUAUAAACGAGAAUAUUAACAAUGUCAAUAAUAAUAAUGGCAGUACUUAUAUGGGUAAUCAUAACAGUAGUAACUUUAGUGCAUUGGGAAGUAGUACCAAUAAUAAUAAUAAUAAAAACAUCUCAUCUAAUACCAAUAAGAAGAAGGUUUCAAAAAAGAUCAACAUUAAUAUUAUUAAUUCGUUAUUAUCUGAUAAUUAUAUUAGCGUAAAUUCCCCGUAUAGCAUUUUUAACUCCAUAAUAAAAGGAGUAAGUAAUGACAGUAAAUUGUUUGACAACGAAAAGUCAAAUGAAAUGAAGUAUCAGUGGAAAUGUGAGCUAUUAGGAGAUAACAAUAGAGUACCAGACAUUGCUAAUGUAAACAUUAGAUGUGAUGGUAGUAAUAACGAUGGUAGUAGUAAUGUUACCCCCCUGUACAACGGUAAUGUGGAAAGCGAAGGAGAAACGACGAAGGAAGGUUACCUGAGAAAUAAAAAGUACGAACAGAACAAAAAUGCGGAUAAGUUCCAUAACCCAUAUACGAAUGAAGAAAAUAAAAGCAGUGAACUAAAAGUUGAAAAAUUAGUACAUGUAAAAAAUGAACAUGAGGAAGAAGAAGAACAAGAAGAACAAGAAGGACAAGGAGAACAAGAACAGCAACAACAACAACAACAACAACAACAACAACAUGAACAGCAGCAUGAACAGAAUGAAGAAUCGUAUUACAAGGACAUACGAAGCAAUAGUACCGAUAACAUGAUGAACAACAAAGGGGAUGAAGAGGAAAAAAACCCCUCUGCACAUGUGCAAAACAAUGUAAACAAUAAUGGCAUAAUUAAUAUAGAUAAAAUAAAAAUAGAUAAUGAAGAAAAUAAUAAUACAGAAAAUACAAAAAAUACAGAUGAAGAACAGUGGAUUUGCCCCUUGUGCUCAUAUUUAAGAAAUCAAAUUUUAUUUAUUGAAGAUUCCACGGCUUUUAAAAUUAUUAGACAGUUAAGUGGUCCGAGAAAAAAAAAAGAUAUUGAUUUUUUAAUAAAAUCUUGUAAUAAUAAUGAGCUCAAUGGAAAUUUUUUAAACGACGUUAAGAAUGAAUUAAUGUAUUACACACCCCCAGAAGAGAUUAUCAUCAAUGGAACUACCAUUAGCAGUAGUGGUAGUGGUUGUAGUAAUAUUGCUAAUCAUAAUAAUAGUAAUGCUUUUUGCGAUGCAUCCAAAUUCUUCUAUAAAUAUAAGUCCAUUUUGCUUCUGUUUGAUGUAAAUGUGGACAUUGCAUAUUAUAAGGAAAAACAUAAUGUCGAUAUUAAAGAUACACACGAUUUUUUUGAAAAUAUAAUUCUUAAAAAUGCUGAUAAGUUUAAAUAUAAAAUUUUUUUCAAUUCUAUUGUUGUUACAAAAAAUACCAAUUCUAAUGAUGAAAAGAAUGACAACAAAUUUAUCAUUGAUAACUUGAAGAUAUUUCGUCAAGAAUCCUUUUGCAUUAAUGAGAAUUUAGAAGAGAGUGAUAUGGAAGAAGAACUAGAAAAGGAAAAAGAAGAAAAAAGUCGUAGAGGUAGAAGAGAUAAGCAAAAGUUAUAUCAAGGAAGAAUGGCCAAAAGAGAAUUAAAAAGAAGAAAUAAAUUAAGAGCAAAAAAAGCGCAUGGAGGAGUAGGCAUUCAGAAGAAUAACAUGAAUAGCAAGGAUUCUAAUAAUGCUAAUGUUGUUGUAAGAAAAAGAGGUAGACCACUUGGAAGCACAAAACUUAAUAAGAUUAAAUUACUUAGUAGUAUGGCAGGAAAGAAUAACACAAAAAAUGAAAAAAUAUGUAACUCGUCAUUAUUUAAUAACGACAGUAGCGUGAAUAAACACAUGAACGCAAAUGCUGGAACCAUCAAUAACAUGUACAGCAACAGCGGUAACAGUUGUGCGGUUAAAAGCGAAGUUAGUGGUUUUAUGUGCAAUAAUAAGGAAGAGAUAGAUAACAAAUUAAACAUACGCGCAUACGAUAACAUCAUGACGCGCAAUAGCUCUGACCAUUUCAUUAAUAAUAAUAAUAAUAAUAACAAUAAUAACAAUAAUAACAAUAGUUACAAUAGUUACAAUAAUAAUAGUAAUUGCAAUUAUAAUGAUCAUAGUAGCAUGUGUAACGUUUUUCUUAAGGACAGAUCUUCCUUUUUUCAGAACGAAUUAGAAGACAACCAUAAUAAUAGCCUACUUUUAAAAUAUAAUUAUAAUAAAAAUUUUUCUUUUGUUCUUAAAAUACCUGUAUGCUGCAUAUGUGAAUUCGAUUCGUUCUAUUUAGGAGGAGGCCCUAUCAAAAGAACGAAGAAGAAAAAUCAGUGGUGCCAUAUUCGUUGUGCAUUAAUAAGUAACUGUGUUAUCAAUGACAAAAUAGAAAUAAAUAAUAAAGACAAAACGAAAUAUAAAUGCUCCUUAUGUUUACGAACAAAUAAUACAGGAAUAAUAAAAUGUAACAUAGCAGACUGUUAUAAAUAUUAUCAUAUAUCUUGUGCUACGUCAUCCAAUAAAUAUUUAAUAGAAUUAAAUGAUUCGAACAAACUAGUAUUAUUUUGUUCUAGCCAUUCACAAAGAAAAGCUCCAACCGAAAUUUUAAGAAAAUAUCAAAUUCUUAGAGAAAAAGAAUUUAAUAAAAAUAAAUUAGAAGACAAAUUGAAUAUGUCUAAACUAUUUGAUGCAUAUGUUUUACAGUCCUAUUUAAAAAUAAGUGAUUUGAAAUUAUUUAAUUUAUUAUCCCUUUCAUCCCAAUCCAUAUUUGACAAAUUCGUUUAUUUUAAUUAUGAUAAAUAUAAUGAAAAAGCUAGAAUUAAUAACAAUUUGGCUGUUUCUGAAGAAUUUAAUGACUUCACUCAGAAUUUUGAUCAUGUGUUAUUCAAACAACCAAAUGAUAUUUUUUCCAAUAUGGUGGAAAUUAACAAAGUGAAGAAAAAAUAUUCAAUAGAAAUCGGUGGUACCACCUCUAUUGGGGGAGAUAAUAUUAUAUUGGACUCCCAAGAAACAAGCAAAAAUGUUACUAGUGUAGGUGAAAUUGAAAAAGAGGAAAGUGUAGCACGUGUGGAGGUGGAAGUACAUAAAGAGAAAGAAGUACAUAAAGAAAAGGAAGAAGUACAUAAAGAAAAGGAAGAAGUGCAUAAAGAAAAGGAAGAAGUACAUAAAGAAAAGGAAGAAGUACAUAAAGAAAAGGAAGAAGUGCAUAAAGAGAAGGAAGAAGUACAUAAAGAGAAGGAAGAAGUACAUAAAGAGAAGGAAGAAGUACAUAAAGAGAAGGAAGAAGUACAUAAAGAGAAGGAAGAAGUACAUGAUGAUGAAGAGUCUGACAGGGAAGCGGAAAAGCUGUUCCACGAACUCGAAGAAAGAAACAAGAAUAAAAACACACCAACAGAUCUAUUCGAUAUUGACAAAAUAAACAAAAUUAGCAACACAAAAUGUACCAAUAUAAUAAGUAUAAGUAGCUUUAAAAAUAUAUAUAAUGAAAAUUUAUUAGAUGAGGAUUCGUUACUAAAGUUACUAACAUAUGACUUCUUAAACAUGCAGAAGGAUUUACAAGAAUUUAACAGUAUUAUUUUAAGUGAUAAAUAUAAAAAGCUAAAAAAUUUUGAAAAUAUUUUAUUAUUAUAUCCUCACUUUAAUGAUUUCCAAUUAAGAAAAUUAUCUGAGCUUAUAUUAGAGAAGUACCAUGUAAAUAUUUGCAAAAUGGAAAACAAUGAUUCGUUUUUUUAUUUUUUUGUUAAGUUUCUAUCUCUUUUGAAUAAUAAAAAUCUUAUGCUCUGUAGCGUGUGUUUAUCGAAAGCGAGUUACUCUGAGGGGGGAAAAGAAGAAAAAAAGGAAGGUGUCAAGAAUGAAGCAAUUUUAGUAAAUAGCCGCAAAGAUAGUAACAAUAACAGCAGCGCUAAUAUUAACAGUAAUACUAACAGCAACGGUAAUACUAGCAGCAACAGUAACGCUAAUUGCAGCAGUAACUGUAAUAACAACACGGCCCUCCUGAGAAGCAGCAAAUUAAGAAGCAGUGCGUACGGGAUGCAUAUAAAUGAAAAAGUAGAAAACAAAAAAGAAAGAAGACUUGGGUCCUUAAGCGUUUUAAAAAAAUGUUCCGUUUGUAAUGUAUUUAUAUGUUACUUCUGUUGUCAUAGAAUGAACUUAGAUAUAAUUAAAAAUUAUAUAAAUGAAGACACGAAAUUCAAGCAUAAUAAUAAUAAUAUCAGUAUUAGGAAAGUUGAAAAGGUAAAAAACCCUUUGCGCACAAACAGGGUAGGAAGACCAAGUAAAAACAAACCUAAAUUGGAUGCACAGCAAGUAGGUCAAGCAAAUGGAGUAAUACAACCAAACGGGGGAAAGCAGCCAAAUGAAGAAGAAGCCCAAUUUGUUGUUAGCCCUGAUCCAUCCAUGAAUGAAAAGGAUAAUAAAGUUAAUUUGUCCGAUGCUAACAAUAACAGUAGUAAUAAUAAUGCUGAAUUCUAUGUUGACAAAAUGCAAAAUAUGAAUGAUCCAAAUGAUAAAGAUAAGUCGAAAGAUGCACAAAGUCAAGGGGAAAACAAAGAUGCUACCCACUUCACUGAAAAAGAUAUCAACAAGGAGGACGUUAAUGGUAGCGUCAGCAUAAUUCAUAAUACCAGGAUAAAUGACAAGAACACUACAGAGGAUAAUAAUAAGAGUGACAGUAACGACAACCACAAUAGAAAUAGCAGUAACAGUAUUAGUAACAGUAAUAGUAACAGUAAUAGUAACAAUAACCAUAAAGCGCAGGGCGAAAACGUAGACAACAACGACUAUGUGUAUGAAAGGGGAGCAGAUACGAGAAAGAUGGUGGAUGUGCACAAUGAAACGUGUGAUAUGCAUAUUAAAGAUGCGCAUAUAGAAACCACCACAGAUAUACCAAAUAAGAAUAAAGAAGGUAUAAAUGAAAAUUCUCCUACGAGAAAAGAAAACGUAGUUAAUGUAAAUGAUGCAGAAGGUAUAUAUACAAGAAGUACGAAAGCGCACAAUAAUUUAAGUAGUAGUAACCUUAUUAACAAGAACGAAAAUGAAAACGAUUUCGUAUGUCCUAGGUGUAAAUAUUUUAAGGUAAAGAAAAAAAUAGGUUUCUGUUCGUACUGCCCUAGAUUAGAUGGAUUUUUAAAUUGUUUUGAAGAUAAGGCAAAAAAAGAAUUAUUAUUUGUUCAUCCAAAAUGUCUAGAAUACGUAAAUACAGUAUAUUCUAAAAAAAACAAUAUUAAUGAAAUAAAAACAGGCUGUAAUAAAAAAGUGUGUAGUUAUUGUAGAAUUAAACAUGGUAUUGUUAUAACUUGUAGUAAUACAGAUUGUGAUGUGUCUUUUCAUAUUUCAUGUGGAAUAUUAUUAGGAUGUAAGAUGGAUAACUUUUUUGGUAGAGUCGAUAUUUAUAAUCCUAAGAAAGCAUAUUGUUUUAAGCAUACAUUCCAAUAUUGUAAAAAAAACACAAUAGUGAAUUUUAUUAAUACGAAUAAAUUAUUUUUUUUUGAAAAUUUUUUAUAUUUCCCGUUCAAUCAUUUGUAUAAUUUUCUUUUGGGUACAUAUGUCUUCAAUUAUUUAAAUAAAAAAUGCAUAAACCAUUUAAUGAAACCGAUAAAAAUAGAAGAGCAUCCAUCCAUUAAUACCAUUUUUGAAAAAACACAACUGAAUGUUAUGAAGAGAAAUGCAAAUAUGUCAUCCAAUGAUUUUAGAAAAGUGCACAGAAAGAAAAUAUGUUUAAGUAACGACAAUGAUGACGGGCAUUAUAUAGAUAUAACAUUUAACAACGAUACCUCUAUUCAUAAAGACUUGAAAUUCUUAAUAGAUGAACAUUCAAGAACACCAUCUAAUACUCUAACAAAUAUACAGGACGAUGUUAAAAAUGAGAGCAAUUUCUCCAGCUAUGUAAAUAAAGCAAAUAAUGAUAGUAACAACAACAAUAACAACAACAACAAUAAUAAUAACAAUAAUAGUAAUAACAAUAAUAGUAAUAAUAAUAAUAACACUACUACUACUACUACUGCUACUACUACUACUACUACUACUACUACUAAUAAUAAUAAUAAUAAUAACAAUAUUAAUAAUAAUAAUAAUAAUAAUAAUAAUAAUAAUAAUAAUAUUAAUAUUAAUAAUAAUAAUAAUAAUAAUAAUAAUAAUAAUAAUAAUAAUAAUAAUAAUAAUAAUAAUAUUAAUAAUAAUAUUAAUAAUAGUAAUAGUAAUAGUAAUAAUAUUAAUAGUAAUAGUAAUGAUAUUAAUUGUAAUAGUAAUAUUCUAAUAUCAAAUAAAAAUAACAACAUACAUUUAGAAUCAGACUAUUCUAAUAACCUACUUAUGACCCCACCAAUAAACGCAAGAUUUAAAAACGACGUUAUUUUUAUUGAUGACAAUGUGACUGAAAGUGCUGUGUCUGUAUUAUCAGAAAAUGAAACAGAAGAACUUCGAUCUUUUCAAAAUGUUUCAUUUUUUAAUUCUAAAGGGUAUGCACACAUAAACAAUAUUGUUAAUAAUAGCUACAUGCAAUAUAUGAGGAAAAUUCCUGACAGUCCGAAUGGUAUUAUACCAUUCUUUAACUAUAAUGGUAAUAACAACAUGAUGGCGAACAAUAGCAUGACAAGUAACAACAUGCCAGCAAGUAACAACUUGUAUAACUAUUCUAACACAAAAUAUGAAGAUAGUAAAAAUACGAAAAAUGCGUUUGCUCAUAUAAAUGAUAAGUAUAACCAUUUAGAAAAAAAGAGAAAGAAAUAUGUGCUGCAAACCAAUAAUAAUAAUAUUGACGGAGUGAGAAAAAGUAGUCAAAACGAUGUUAACACAAAUAUCAAAUGGGACAAUAGUAGUAAUAACAACACAGAGAUAAAAAUAGAUGGUAGGAAAAAAAGAAGAUAUAGAAAAAAUAAAAAUAGUAACACUAGUAACAAUACUAACAAGGUGGGAGGUGAUUCAAAUUUAAGCACUUUUAAUAACGUACAUAAUAACGAACAGGCUGCAUUUGCUCAUUCAAAUAAUAAUAUUGCAAGUACAGACAAACGACAUCAUUUUGAUGAUAGUGCGAAUAAUACCAACGUUUUCAACGGCUUAAUCAAAAAGGAUAAAAUUGAAAUAGAAAAAUUGGAAAAUACUGAAGGUGAGCAUGUAAAAAUGGAUGCAAAUUUAAUAAAAGAAGUAAAAUCAAAUAUAAAAAAAGAUGAAGAAAUUAAGGAAGAACAAAUAUUUUGCCCUGUAUGUAAAUGUUUUUACGAAGAAUUAAGUGAUGGUUCACCAGCUGAUGGGUUAAAUUGGAUUGGUUGUGAUAAAUGUGAAAAAUGGUAUCACUGGAUUUGCUGUAAAUAUUCUAUUGACAAUCCCCCUGAUAUGGAUAACGACUGGUAUUGUAGCACUUGCUUAAAUAGUUAA
Molecule: messenger RNA, 13665 nt
Organism: Plasmodium malariae
Lineage: Eukaryota; Apicomplexa; Aconoidasida; Haemosporida; Plasmodiidae
Product: conserved Plasmodium protein, unknown function
Exons: 2
Coding region: 1-13665 (4554 amino acids)
Source: RefSeq, a predicted model, not a curated record